AUGUCCAAAUUGUAUACAGACCUCGAGAUUCCACAGUUGAAAAUCACCUUGAAACAACCACUCGGGUUGUUCAUCAACAACGAAUUCUGUCCAUCUUCAGAUGGCAGAGCGAUUGAGACUGUAAACCCUGCAACAGGUAAAACUAUAACCUCCUUCCAAGCCGCUAGUGAAAAAGACGUCGACAAGGCUGUAAAGGCCGCCAGAAAUGCUUUUGAAGGUGUUUGGUCAAAGACAUCUUCUGAACAACGUGGCAUAUACCUUUCGAACCUUUUGAAGCUUAUUGAAGAGGAGCAAGAUACCCUUGCUGCUUUGGAGACUCUAGACGCUGGUAAGCCUUUUCACUCUAAUGCUAAGAAAGACUUGGCCCAAAUAGUAGAACUCACAAGAUACUAUGCAGGAGCAGUAGACAAAUUUAAUAUGGGUGAAACUAUACCAUUGACAUUUGAAAAGUUCGCAUACACUCUGAAGGUCCCAUUUGGUGUCGUUGCUCAAAUCGUCCCAUGGAAUUAUCCUCUAGCUAUGGCAUGUAGAAAAUUGCAGGGCGCACUAGCUGCAGGUAAUACAGUGGUUAUCAAACCUGCAGAGAACACCUCUUUAUCUCUAUUGUAUUUUGCUACUUUGAUCAAGAAGGCUGGUUUUCCACCUGGUGUCGUUAAUGUUAUACCUGGGUAUGGUUCCGUCGUAGGGAAGGCUUUAGGAACACACAUGGAUAUCGACAAGAUUUCUUUCACAGGAAGUACAAAGGUUGGUGGGUCGGUGUUGGAGGCUUCGGGUCAAUCUAACCUCAAAGAUAUAACCUUGGAAUGUGGCGGUAAGUCUCCUGCUCUUGUUUUCGAAGAUGCUGAACUUGAUAAGGCUGUCAAAUGGCUAGCAAAUGGUAUUUUUUUUAAUUCAGGACAAAUCUGCACUGCCAACUCAAGAAUCUAUGUUCAAAGUUCAAUCUACGAUAAGUUUGUUAAGAAAUUCAAGGAAACUGCCGAGAAAGAGUGGGAUUUUGGAAAGAAUUUUGACCCAUUCGACAAGGACUGCGUUAUUGGUCCAGUCAUAUCGAACACUCAGUAUGACCGUAUUAAAAAGUUCAUCGAACUCGGUGAAAAGGAGGAAAAGCUGUCCAUGUUUCAAACUUCGGAGUUCCCUGUUAGGGCAGCCGAGGGCUACUUUAUCCCUCCCACAAUCUUCACUGAUGUUCCACAAACAUCGAAAUUGUUACAGGAAGAGAUAUUCGGUCCCGUAGUGGUUGUUAGCAAAUUCGAAACCUACGAUGACGCUUUAAAACUAGCCAACGAUACCUGUUACGGGCUUGCAUCUGCAGUGUUCACUAAAGAUGUGAAGAAAGCACACAUGUUUGCUCGUGAUAUCAAAGCGGGGACCGUCUGGAUCAACCAAACUAACAAGGAAGAGGCUAAGGUCCCUUUCGGCGGGUUCAAAAUGAGUGGUAUUGGUAGAGAGUCAGGUGACUCAGGCGUUGAUAACUACCUGCAAGUAAAAUCGGUACAUAUAGAUUUUUCGUCGGAUAAAUAA
This is a messenger RNA of Saccharomyces kudriavzevii IFO 1802, 1521 nucleotides long. RefSeq lists its product as uncharacterized. The transcript has a single exon. Bases 1 to 1521 code for a protein of 506 amino acids. Gene Ontology annotation, molecular function: oxidoreductase activity, acting on the aldehyde or oxo group of donors, NAD or NADP as acceptor. NCBI's taxonomy places the organism in Eukaryota, Fungi, Ascomycota, Saccharomycetes, Saccharomycetales, Saccharomycetaceae. The record is from RefSeq and is a predicted model, not a curated record.